AUGGAUCUCGCCCGCGCGUUGCCGUCCUUCGUAAGCGGCGCCGGGGCCCACAAGUCGGAGGCGGCGCGGCAGGUCCAAGGAAAUGUCGGGGGCGAUCCGCUGGCAUCCUCGCAUGUGGAAGCCUCGUUUUCAGCGGAUGUCGAUGGCAUGGCAGCGAAGCUUCACAUGCAGGACAUGAUGAAUCAAAACACACAGCGUGCCCUGCUGAAGCAGUCCAAGCAAGUUCAACGGAGGAUCUCCCAGUUCCGUGUCGCAAUGCGAGAAAUCACAGGGACGGCCUUCUUUGACGUCAUGAUCGCUUUGCUCGUCCUGGCUGAUACAGCCUGCCUCGUUCUGCAGCAAGAGUGGCAGUCAGAGGAUGGAAGCCUUGAUGAUGCUGAUCUCUUGUUGCGUGGCGCUUCGUCGGCCAUCAUCACAACCUUCGGAGUGGAAUUCCUAGCGCGCUGCAUUGCUCAAAUUGGUCGUGGCUUCUCAUGGAUCCUCGUGAUGGACGGCAUUGUCGUGGUCGGAUCUUUCGUUGAGGUGUUUUGGUCAGCGCUGCAGCCUUCUUCGUCUCCAGCUUUGGUUUGGAUUCGCCCUCUGCGUGGACUGCGCCUCUUCCGAGCGGCUCGUGUCUGCGUAAAGCUGCUCCGGCGCUCUUCGGCGGCCGAGCUCGCGCUCAUGGGCCUCGCCAGGUCUGCUAAGCCACUGCUGCUAAGUUUGGCACUGGUGGGCAUCUUUUUCUUCUUUUCCUCUGUGGUCAUGACUCUUCAGGUCCCCGGUGUAUUGGAGGAGCUUGAAUCGGAGGAUGUCAAGCGAGAAGUGCUCGACACCUUUGGGAACGUGUUCGACGCCACGGCUGCCCUGGUGAGAGCCAUUGCUGGAUCCGACGAGCUCGGCCUGCUCUGCUUGAGACUCUUCAAAGAGUCGGGGCAUGAAAGGCUGCAGAUUGCCCUUUUCCUCGGCACGGUCUUGGCCUUUGUCCUCCUUAUGGGCCUCUGCCUUUCGGGUGUCAUAUGUGGGGUCCUCGCGACCCAGUUGAUCAUCCUUAAAGGUGACGCAGAAGUCGAUGGCACCCACGUGAACUUUCGCAAGAACCAAUUGAUCGUUGGGAGUCUGGACAAGGCUUUCCGAGCCGCAGGCCAUGCCCCUGCUGACAACAUAGACUGGAACGACAUCCUGAGUGCACUGGCCGUGCCGCUGGACAAGGCGACCAGUGUGGAGGCUGAGAGCGAGAAGGUCGCAAAGGAACUGCAAGGGUUGCUGGUUGCGCGGCCAGCAGCCGAUGCUCCAGCUGUUGUCGAAGACACAGACGCAGCGAAGGAUAUGAGCCUGGAGGAAUGGCAGGAGCGGAUGGAGCCGAUGGAAGAGGUUAGUUUGGAUGUCGAUGAGAUCGAGGAGCUCUCGAAGUAUCGCUGCACCCUUCAUGAGCAGGGAGUCAAGAUGGAAGAUCUCAAGUCUGCUUACCACGAGAUGGCGCUCUUUGGUCCUGUCGGAGUGGAAGAUUUCAUCCUGUGCGUCUUUAAACACACGUCGAACGUGACCACGCUCCCCAUCCUUUCGUUCAACCACCAGCAGAACAAGGUGUAUUCCCGGGUGCUUUCUCACGGGCUGUUUGUUGACGAUGGGCUGCGAGAAGUUCA
This is a messenger RNA of Symbiodinium necroappetens, 1622 nucleotides long. The record is from the annotation of a GenBank genome assembly. NCBI's taxonomy places the organism in Eukaryota, Dinophyceae, Suessiales, Symbiodiniaceae.